AUGGCCCAGAAGGUUGUGCUGAAGGUACUCACCAUGACUGAUGAGAAAACAAAGCAAAAAGCCAUAGAAGCAGCUGCAGAUAUUUUUGGGGUGGACUCAAUUGCUGCUGAUCUGAAUACCCAAAAGCUAACAGUUAUUGGUGAGAUGGAUGCUGUUGCUGUUGUGAAGAAACUGAAGAAAGUUGGUAAAGUUGAUAUCUUAUCAGUUGGUCCAGCAAAAGAGGAGAAAAAAGAAGAAAAAAAGGAAGAGAAAAAGGAAGAAAAGAAAGAGGAGAAGAAAGAAGAGAAGAAAGAGGAAAAUAAAGAGGAGAAGAAGGUAGAGGAAAAAAAACAUUAA
Molecule: messenger RNA, 336 nt
Organism: Striga hermonthica
Lineage: Eukaryota; Viridiplantae; Streptophyta; Magnoliopsida; Lamiales; Orobanchaceae
Source: the annotation of a GenBank genome assembly